This is a messenger RNA of Actinia tenebrosa (Australian red waratah sea anemone), 2208 nucleotides long. RefSeq names its product QRFP-like peptide receptor. Gene Ontology annotation, molecular function: G protein-coupled receptor activity. Lineage: Eukaryota; Metazoa; Cnidaria; Anthozoa; Actiniaria; Actiniidae. The record is from RefSeq and is a predicted model, not a curated record. Gene Ontology annotation, biological process: G protein-coupled receptor signaling pathway. Gene Ontology annotation, cellular component: plasma membrane.
CUGUGCAAGCGGACCAAGAUAAAGUCUAGGGGCUAAUAGAAUUCAUUUAUAUCAUAAUAAGGACUACACCCUUGUGUCAUCUUUCAUUUCUGAUCACGCUAGCUAUGCAAGCAGACCAAGCUAAAGUCUUGGGGCUGAUAUAAUUUAUUCAUAUCAUAAUAAGGACUACACCCUUGYGUAAUCUUUCAUUCCUGAUCACGCUAGCUAACAAGCGGAAUCAGCUGAAGUCUUGGUGCUAAUGUGGUUUACAACAUAAUAAAGAUUAGUACAGUCGUGUGUCAUCUUUCAUUCCUGACACGCUAGCUAACAAGCGCAACAAGCCGAGAUCAAAAGACUGAUAAACACUAGCGAAAGCAACAUCAUGUUUAAAGAUCAUUAAUCAAAGAUCUACUAACCAAUAUCGGAGGGACGUAAAAGAACCACUGAGGACGAUGACAAGUAAGCUUUAGACGAAGAGACGUUAUUUUGACAGUCUAUGAAGUUGAUGAAAAAAACUGAAGAAAGAGAACAAAGGACUAAGCAAUCAUCGAAAAGAGAAAGCGAAAGGGCCGGAAUAAUCGACCAGACAAACAAUGAUGGACUCAGCGCUAAACAACACUUCUUUCGCGGCACAGCUGCAAUGUGCAGCAAGUGAGACUGAUUCUACCACACUCAAGGUCAUCAAGACAGUCUUAUACUCUCUAAUCAUGGUGGCUGCGCUUCUUGGGAACUUAUUUAUAAUUAUUAUCGUUUACAAGAAGAAAAACAUGCGACGAACAACCAACAUCUUCAUUGCCAACAUGGCAGCAUCGGAUAUCUUCAUCGCUGCAGUUGUCAGUCCUAGAAUUCUUAUAGAACUGUACAUAGGGCCUCGUCUUUGGCUAAUUGAUGGGAUUUUUGGAAGCUUUUUAUGCAAACUCUGUUUUUUCUUUACAGACUUUUCUGUGAGUAUUUCAAUCAUAAGCCAUGCUGUCAUCGCUGUGGACCGUUUCUGGGCAAUAGUUUAUUCUCUUCGCCCGUCCCUAUUCACCCGCUCUCGUAGAAAAUACAUCAUCGCAUUCAUUUGGUUGUACAGUUUUCUAUUUCAUUCUCCAAAUUUGUACGCUCACAGACUGCAAGAAAGAAAUGGAGCCAACUUCUGUAUGCUUGACUGGUCGCCAUUAGAUAACAAGACAUCAAAGAAAACAUUCUUCGGCGUUAUUUUCAUCAUGGUAAUUUGCAUUCCCGUCAUCUUGAUGACUGUACUAUAUUCAUGGCUAGUCAUAUCUUUGAACAGUAAAAAGAGUUUUUCAUCCCAGACAUCUGAGGUGCGCAAACAGCGUCGUAAGGAAGACAUCCGCGUGUUGAUUAAAGUCGUCGCUAUGGUGAUCAUGUUCCUAUGUUGCUUGAUCCCUAUUACUGUAUUGGCACUGCUAAUGUACUAUGCAUGGGAUGGAAACUUAGUAUGUAGUGCUUGGGGGUACGCUUUUGUAGCGCACAUGUUGUUUGUGUCUAAUAGCGCUAUCAACCCUUGGUUAUGUAUCUGUAUCCAUGAGAGCUACAGACGCCACAUCCGAAAGAUGUUUUCAUCUUGGCGAUAUCUGUCGACGGAGUCACAAAGACACAGGAAUCAAACAUUUAGUGAAUCUUGCGAAAGGACAAAGAUUCAUAGUAUUAUCAACACUAACCAAAUGAGAUUAAAAUCCAACGAUGCGAAUAGAAAAUUGUUAUUACAUUGUGACAAUGCUGUAGUGAAAGAAUCGUGUUUAUAAAAGUUGGAACAUUGGACUGUACAGUUGGUGCAAGACUAGCAUAAGAUAGAUAUUCAACGGAAUUAUAAAAAGUAAAGGACAUUAAAUCUGCAGUAGGGACUAUCUUUUUGUACCAUGCAUUACACGCAUUAACCAAUGAGACACGUGUAAUAUAUUAGUAUACACAAUGCCUCCAAACAGAACUAUUUGCAUUAUACCAUCAAGUUCACUAUAUUUGCCGGCAGCAAUCACAGCAACUAAGGGAUGCAAUAGUCCAAGGCAACACUCGAGUUGCUAAUCUUGUUAUAACCAUAUACACAGCAAGCCUAGCUAAUGGAUUAAAAAAAUUAAGCGAAACGAUCUACGGUGUACAAGUUUAAGUAACUAUUGGAUUGCAAUGUGGCUAACCCAAUACAAUAUCCAUAUAUAAGUGUCAAAUGGAUAACAAAUCAAACUGUAUGAUCAAUAAACUUUUAGUAAAAACUGUUCAUAUACCCAA